AUGCACGCCAAAGCAUCUGAAGUGAGGACGACUGGGAGGCUUGCUCCAGAAGCCUUCUCCUCAUCUGAACUAAAAUGCUGUGUAGACGCACACGUUGUCUCACUGCUGGAAUUGGAAGUGAAUGGGAUAGAAUUUGGGAGCCGAGAGCGCCUGUUUCUCUUUCUUCCUCCUAUAGUCAACUUUGUAGUGUGCCAACUGUUUGCCUUGCUUGCGGCUGUUUGGUUUCGAACAUACCUUCAUUCAAGCAAAACUAGCCCAUUUAUAAGACAUGUUGUUGCAACCCUCUUGGGCCUUUAUCUUGCACUUUUUUGUUUUGGAUGGUAUGCCUUACAUUUUGUUAUACAAAGUGGAAUUUCCUACUAUAUCAUGAUCAUAAUAGGAGUGGAAAAUAUGCACAAGUAUUGCUUUGUUUUUGCUUUGGGAUACCUCACUGUGUGCCAAAUUACUAGAGUCUAUAUCUUUGAUUAUGGACAGUAUUCUGCUGAUUUUUCUGGUCCAAUGAUGAUAAUCACACAGAAGAUCACUAGUUUGGCUUUUGAGAUUCAUGAUGGAAUGUUCCGGAAAAAUGAAGACUUGACUCCAUCACAGAGGUGCUUGGCUGUAAGACGCAUGCCAAGUCUACUGGAGUAUUUAAGUUACAACUGUAAUUUCAUGGGUAUCCUGGCAGGCCCGUUAUGCUCUUACAAAGACUAUAUUACUUUCAUUGAAGGCAGAUCAUACCAACUGCAACAGUCUGAAGCAAAUGGGAAGGAAGACACAAAAUAUGAACAAACGGAUCCUUCUCCCAAUAUAGCUGUGGCACAGAAACUCUUAAUCUGUGGACUGUCCUUACUUUUCCACAUGACUAUUACAAAGACUUUGCCUGUGGAAUACAACAUUGAUGAUAACUUCAGAGCUACAGCGUCAUGGCCUGUAAGGUUUUUCUACCUAUAUGUGUCUCUCAUGGCUGCCAGACCCAAGUAUUAUUUUGCAUGGACUUUAGCAGAUGCAAUUAAUAAUGCAGCCGGGUUUGGUUUUAGAGGCUAUGACAAAAAUGGAGUUACACGUUGGGAUUUAAUAUCAAAUCUGAGAAUCCAGCAAAUAGAGUUUUCCACAAGUUUCAAGAUGUUUCUUGAUAACUGGAAUAUCCAAACAGCUCUUUGGCUUAAAAGAGUGUGCUACGAGCGAGCCACCUUCAGCCCAACGAUCCAAACCUUCAUCCUCUCUGCCAUCUGGCAUGGAGUUUACCCAGGAUAUUAUUUAACGUUUCUAACAGGAGUACUAAUGACACUAGCAGCAAGAGCUAUAAGAAACAACAUCAGACACUAUUUUGUUGAAUCUCCUGCUGUUAAACUAUGUUAUGAUAUCGUAACAUGGAUGGCAACUCAAGUAGCAAUAAGUUACACAGUGGUGCCAUUUGUACUGCUCUCCGUAAAACCCUCUCUCACCUUUUACAGCUCCUGCUAUUUCUGUCUCCAUAUUGCCAGCAUCCUGGUGUUGUUGGUAUUUCCAUUGAAAAGAACUCAAAAAGGAAGUAAAAAGCAUGAAAGCAUCCAGCCCGUGUGGUCCAAAAAACUAGAAGAAGAAAAUCUUUUGCAAAAGAACAGUUAUUCCACAACAAAUAAUAGUUUCAGUCAGAAAGAAGAAGUAACCUGCAGAUAUCAAGCAUUAAAACAGUGAUUGAGGAAAUACUAUGAUGAAUAUAUUUUGUAUGUUUUCAGAAACCCAUUUUUAGCACCUUUUAAAGGGGUUUGUAUUUGUUUGCAAAGAUGUUUAGUAAGAAAAGAAUGCAUUACCUAGGAAAAUCACAUACAAUAGCAAGACUGGAAACAAAACAAAUUAACCCCUCCCAUGCCAUGUCCCUGUGGGUCACGCCUUAUCUGAAGAUAUUACCAUUAUUUCAAUGGGCACUCAGGACUUGCAACGUAUGUCCAUAGGGUCAUAUGUGUGCCCUUUGCUGAAUGUACGUUGUGUAUCCCAAGGCACUGAUGGGGUGGAAUCAAAUUGUGUCAAUCUAGGAUUAACAAAUGGAAAUUAACUUUUCCAAAUGAAUGACUUGCCUUAAACCCUCUAUUUACUGAAAUAUUGUUUCUAAGUGGGUGUUUUCAAGUUUGAUUUUAUGUGGAAAGCAUAUUUAUAGCAUAUGCUAUUAUAUAUUUGAAAGAAGAUAAAACUAGGAAAUGCAAAGUCAUUAGAAGGCUUUUGAUUCUUUAAAAGGGAAUUGCAAUAAGCAUCUCAGUAUUUGGAGGGUUUUCUUAAAGUAUCUCAAACUAUUACAGUACAUUACGGAACUGUAAACAUUACUGAUGCCAAAUUGUAGUUAGGUUUCUUUAAUAAAGAUUAUAAUUACACAUAGCCCUUCUGAAUGGAUUAAAAAAAAUAAACAACCAACCAGAAGGAUCACCUUUUUCAGGGCUUAAUAGCUCUAAUCUAGGUUUCUUUUACUUUAAAGUACCUAAAACAAUUAAUAAAAACACUGCCAAGUGGGCUUUGCAGCUAGAGAAGGAAAGGCAGCCAUAGGACACAGAAGACAAUGUGAAAGCACUAGGAUGUCAAUGAAAGUGUGGGUUUUACCCUUAAAUAUCAGAAAUACUUGUUCUAGAAUAGAACUGUUUUACCAAAAAUGAUUUUUAAUGCUUAAAGCUGUUUUGAGUUUUCAGGCAUACAGUGGUUAGUUGAUGAUGCUUUCAGUACAAAAUAGCAAAUUCACCUUGAGCUCCAAUGCACAGGUAGUCAAACAAGAAAUGACUAUCACAGCCAGUUUCUGUGUGCUUGAUCAUUGAUGGCCCUUUAUCCAAAGAAGUAUAUGAAUUUGAGGGAAACCUUUUUCUUUAAACUAGAAUUUUAGACGCAAAAUUCAUGUCGUAUUUGUGGGUAACAUAAAGAAAGAAAUCCUUCUGACUGAACUAUGGAAGUGUGUCGAGGGAAUAAUGCAGUGAUUUUUAUCUAUUCCAGACCAUUUAUUGUGAUGAUGGUCCCUGCUAGAGUACUACUGUUAAAGGGCUAUGUUUUAAUUGCUUAUAUUCUGUAUUUUCUUAUAAUUUUUUUAAGUAAACACAAACUGUUUAUCCACGUGGGGUUUUUUUUAGCUUUAAAACUGACACAAAAUACUACUGGAGAAAAAUAAUGCAGCUUGUUGAUUAAUAACCUACAAAUGAAUGAGAAAAAUUUUGUCAUAAUAUUUUGAACCUUAUAUUUUUCAUCAAAUAUCUGGCACUAGUGGGGUGAAUAUUCUUAGUACCAGAAGUGUGAUGAAGGUCCUCAGCUUUGGGGAUCCUACCGUGCAAAGAUAGUCACAGUACUGCUGGUUUGCUCUUAAAGAACCAGAUCCCAAGUCAGGUCAGAGUUGUUUCCUUGCUGUGAUAGUUCUGUCUCUGGCCUUUGGCUCUUUGCUGAAAACUCCAUGAGGAUAAUGUACCUUUUCCAUAUACGUAGGUUAGCAUUAAUUAAGCUACAGUUAAAAUGGGGGAACUAAAUAUGGAAUGAGAGUGGAUGAGCCUGUUUAGAUGAGUUGUUUCAGUGACGGCUGUUUUAUCUUUAAAAGAAAAUAAUCUGACUUCUAAAUCCUUACUUUGAUUCCCCAAGUAGGCCUCCCCUUCCAUGGGUUUGUGGUUGUCAUAGGUCUCUCUGAAACGGCAUUAUGGUUUUUUCUGUUGUUUAUGAGUAAGGACACACUAGUUUCUUCAUGUUUGAUUAUCCUCCAUAGAUACAGAAUCAGAAAAGACAUUUUUCCACUUCCUGUACUUGAAGGGACAUUUGCAUAAAAUAACGUAGAGAAUUGCACGCUUCUGGGUGGGUGAGUAGAGUUAGGGUUGAUUCUUUCAGCUUUUGUUCCUGUUGAACUUAAGUUCAUCUUGUCGGUGCCAUCUACGUAUCUACCCAACCAAGCACUUUUGGAUGCCAGUGCAACAUCUGAUGUGCCAUUUUUCCUCUUCAUGUUUUGCUACUCUUCUUUUCUUGUUUUGCAUGCGGGCCCGUGUGUGCGAUGAAGGCUUACUGAUCCUUCAUUCUGGAAUAUAAAAAGAGGUGUAAGCACUCCCAGAAAAUAAAGAGGUUUAGGAUAGGAAAGGCUGGUUCUUCAGUGUGAGGGAAUUCACAAGUACGGUUUUGUUCAGAACUUUUUAUAUGGGGAAGUUAAAACAGCUUAGAAAAUACAUACGUGCUUCAGUUGGGCACAGGUUUCAAAACUGGAUGUGGCUGCUGUCUGUGUGCAAUACAAUUAUUUUUUCUUCAUGAUCUGAACCCCUUAAAUAUUGCAAUACAAGAAAAUCAUGACAAUUGGUUCUGCACAGAAUUUAGUUUUAAGUGUAGUGUCCUAGAAUUUGCCCUUUAAAUGUCAUUGCUGAAUAUGAAAGUACUCUGAACCACAAUCUGCUCUGUGGAAAGAGGUUUUAUGUUUUAAUUGCAGCACUCCAAGAUUUUUAGAGAAAAAAAAAAAACAACCCUCAAGUUUUUAGUCAGCCUGGGGUUUUGUUGUUGUUGUUGCUUUCCCUGUGCUUUACUAGUUGCCUGCCUUGCUAUCACACUGGAUCCUUUCCAUCCAUUUGGUCAGAAAGUCAAGAGCAGCCAGUCCCAAGGCUUUAGAUAACUUUCAGGUGUUACACACAUCAUUUUAUAAUACUGAAUUUGACAGGAUGGCGGUGAUUUACUAUUGCUCUUGCUGAGAAAAAUAGUAGAAAGUAAAUUUCCUAGAAAUAUUUUGGGUGUGAAGGAAGCAUGGGUUUAAGUCUUCUUUCUCUUAUUAACUAAUGAAUAUCCAAAAAGUAAAACUGUUUUCUGUAUUGCAGAUCAGCACGUUAUGAGAAGUAAAUACAACAUAUCAUUCAGAAUUUUAUGGUGCUUUGCAGAUAUUCACCUAUUGUGAACAAUUCAUUUAGGCACUUAAUGAAUUCAUGAUAAUUAGUAAAUGUAGUCACCCUGAUAGUAACUAUUUGCUUGCUUAACCUUUUUUUUUUUUUUUUUUAAGCUUCAUGAUUCUGUAUCAAUGAAAGAGAUCUGUAUUUAAGGAGUACUUUCAGCGGUGCCUACUACUGUUGUAAUGGGGAAGGCUUGGUUAGCUUUACAGUUACAGAUACGCCCUUCUUAUUCAGGAAGCUUAUUCUUCCAUGGCCCUUCCUUAAGUUGACGUGUAGACAAGAUUUCAGUAAUAGGUGACGUUUUAGAAUACAUUACCCUGUACAAAUAUUGGUAUGCAUUUCAGUAUGCUCUUGAUAACAGAUCACAUUUUAGUGAGAAGACUUUGAGGAGAUCUUUGUAUAUCCCCUGCUCUACACUGACUUGUGGUAUGAGUUUUACCAGUAUAGUAUAUUAUUUAUUGGAAGAAUUUUACACUUAAAGAACUUGUUCUGCUUCUCCUAUGGGAACAAGUAAUGUGAAUAUAGAUGCUAUGCUUGUAUGACAGGAUGCACACUAGGAGUUGUGCCUCUGUUGAUGGUGUUGAUUUGUGGUUAAACAUCCUCUGAUGCAGAGGAGACCUUCAUAAGAUCCUCACCACCUGUCAAAUUCAUAUCAAGAGUAAUUUUAACAGAGCCUGGAUUUUUCUCUCAGAAGCUUUGCAAACAAAUUGUUGACAAUUUGUUUAAAUACAGGGUCAAAUGUGUCCUCACAUUUGCCUGCAAAUGUUUCACUGUUGCUUACAUGUAAACUUGUACAUGCUCAACUUUAUAAGUUGGCCUUGAAUGAUAAAGAAAUUUAAAAGCACAAGUUACAAGAAUUUAGGCUUUCAUUUCCCUUAAGUCUUUCACUUUGUAAUUCUCUUUGAAUUCUGAAAUCAGGUUUGAGAGUUUUUUGUUUUCAAUGAAAAUUUGGAAGUAUUGCCAUUUAUGUUGAAAAGUGAUCAGUGUUAGAAAAACAGAUGGAAAUAAAUUUAAGGAUUUAAAUAUGAUGCAGACUCUAUGUAUAAAAAAAUAUACAUUGGUUCUGUGCUGAUUCAUGAGAAGAUUUCAUUACAUGAUUAACCAUUAUGUAUUUAAGUCCAGUAAUACUCAGAAUAGCACUUGGGAGUAUUUUUUAAUUUCCUGUUAAAAAGUCAAUUGGCUAUAAGUCCUUAAACAAGUAUUUAAAUGCGAUGCUGAGUAAGAAUCUAAGCAGAUGCUGUAGUGAAUUGAGCCUGCUCAUUAGAUUACCAGAUCUGGAUCUAAGCUUGUUGGCGCUGUCGGUCUUGGUCCUUGUCACAGUCGUGGUGGAAAAGCUCGUGGUGAAGCAGUCUCUCAUAAGAACAGGUCCCAUCAGUGGGGAAGAGAGUUUGCCACAGGGUCUCUGGGGGUAUCUAACCCUACAUCCAGAGCUUGGCAGAGGGUCUACUUGCUUGCAACCCAGGCUGCUCUAUGCUCACUCUGCCUGGAUUUUAGAUGUGUUUGCUGUUUUAACCUAGAUAUUUUGCAAAUACCAUGAAAUUCAGGCAUCCACAAAGUCACCCUGCAAGGUUACAACUGCAAAUAUUGCAACAGUUGCAACAGUUUAUGGUCAAAACUAAAUGAAAAAAAAAAAGUACUUAAUUUCUUAAAAACUUGUUUUGAGGUGAGCUUGUUGUAUGUUUUUUACAAAACCUAACCACUAACUGUAACAAUUUUCAUCCCAUUAAAUAUUUAAAACAUUAUUUUGCUCACUUUAGGUAUAUAAAUGUGCAAAAGUAAAUUUUGCCACUUCAUUUUCUUCUGUGCAUUAGCUGUGUGUCCAGUGACAUUGGCCUGGUUUUGGUUUUAGACAUUUUUAGAUUGUCUAAAUCCAUGUACAUAUCCAUAUAAACAUUGUGUAAACUUUAUGAACUGACAAACUGUAGUUACAUGUAGUGUGCAUAAAUAUACUUAAAAUAGGCCAUAUCAAUAUUUACACGCGACUAGUGUUGAGCCGUCCAGUUGUACGUGACCUGUGCUGAAGGCUUGUUGGGCUCCAUUCUCAAGAGUACAGAGCUUUCUGCUUCCUAAAGUGGAAAUAGAAUCUGUUGGUUAGACUUUAAGUGGAAAGUAAAGAGCUUCUUUCGCUCUGUUGCAAAACCAACCCUUACAGGAUAUUCUGCUGCAGGUUAUGAAUACAAAACUUGACUUCAGAUACAUGACUGGAAUCUGCGUUAGGGCCACUUUUGGAGGAAACUUUUUAUAUUAAUAGUGACUCAGUCCAGCACCUUAUUCCAAACCAACCUCUUGGCAAAAGACCUCUGCACAAUCCUCUUCCUUCCUUUCAUUCUCUGAGGGAGGAAUACCCCAAGCUGAAUUUUCAUUUAGGUUUCACUACAGUAUGUCAUACGAACAAGUAGCUGUGGUCCAUGCUGUAGUUGGGUGAGGCUUCCAAACUGGGAAGAUGUUACCUGAAACAAAAUAAGAGAGGAACAGGGUGCCUAGAGACAGGUAAUCAGAAGAGCGCGACACUACGUAUUAAAGGUGCAACAAUCUUUUGUCACAAUAAGUUAAGCAGUAUUUGCCUACGCAUAUUUUGCCUUUCUAUGUGUUUAUCAGUUCUCUUUACAUCUUUUCUUUGUACCUUCUUUUGUCCAGUGGUGUUGACUAUUUCUAUGAAGAAUCUGCUGAUGUGUCUUACUGUGACAAAGGUGUCAAAAUGAUAAAAUAGUAAUUAGGUAGUUACUCUUAAAUCCCAGACCUCAGAUGUGUUCUAGAUCAGUUAGAAGAGAACAUUUGAAAUGUAUUGAAUGAAAAAUAGUGUAAGAUGGGUAAAUAUAGCAUUAUUCAAAGAUGUUGUAAUAAGUUAUUCGAUUUAAGAAUUUAAAACAUGGAACUUUGUUCUUUCCUGCCUUGGUUACACAUUCAAGGGAAUAGUUUUACCUCAAUGCAGAAGUAGUUACGCCUCCGACUACCCAUAUGUUUAAGGUGAGAAGACACCCCUAAAAGUGGAUAGCUACAGUAUUCCUAAAUUUGCCUUUCCUGGUUCAGAAUAUAAUGCAUUGUCGGUGAAUUUCAUUUUUAUUAUUCCAAAAUAUAUAUUUUUUAAAAAGUGUUAUUUUUCAACAGAUCCAUAAACUAAGUGUUGGUGUAUGGUAAAAUGCAAAUACCACUGUUAGUUACACUGUGAUUGUGAUAUUUUAAUAAUUACUUAUUUCUAAUUUGUCUCAGCAGUGCUGCAGAAGCAGCAUGCUGUUAUGUUUUAAAGGUGUUUUUAACUUGCCUAUAAAUGUUUUUUUCUAAUUUGUGUCUUUAAAUCUGAUUAAACUGUAGUU
Calidris pugnax (ruff) is the source of this 8149-nucleotide messenger RNA. It is a transcript of the gene MBOAT2, whose product is annotated as membrane bound O-acyltransferase domain containing 2. Gene Ontology annotation, cellular component: membrane. The transcript is spliced from 13 exons. Gene Ontology annotation, molecular function: acyltransferase activity. Bases 1 to 1659 code for a protein of 552 amino acids. The record is from RefSeq and is a predicted model, not a curated record. Gene Ontology annotation, biological process: lipid modification. NCBI's taxonomy places the organism in Eukaryota, Metazoa, Chordata, Aves, Charadriiformes, Scolopacidae.